Megalobrama amblycephala (Wuchang bream) is the source of this 2196-nucleotide messenger RNA. RefSeq names its product ubiquitin domain containing 1a (gene ubtd1a). Gene Ontology annotation, molecular function: protein binding. Lineage: Eukaryota; Metazoa; Chordata; Actinopteri; Cypriniformes; Xenocyprididae. The record is from RefSeq and is a predicted model, not a curated record. The transcript has 3 exons. Bases 459 to 1151 code for a protein of 230 amino acids.
UCUAGUCAGAUUUACUACGUCACUAAUAUCAUCCUUUAGCUCUACAAUGAAUUAUUCUUCUUCAUGAGCCAACAGGAAUGUGGACUUCAUCGGGGAGGAUAUGUGCGUUUAACUCAGAGGAUAAGUAAAUAUCAAGUUUAGAUUAUCAGUAACUAUCCAUUGAUUGCAUUAGUGUGAUUCAUUUGUCUUCCUGGUGGAAGGUUUACUGAUCAGACCAGAUUAAGUCUUUUAGACAAAUGUCGACUCAGCGGAAUACAACGGGCUUGUGUCUCUCCUCGGACAAUAAUGCAUCUGACAACAGAACAAAACAGUAAACUAGACACAAACUUUAAUCUGCAACAACAAAAUAUCAUUUGCUGACGUCACCAACAGGCACUUUUUACAUUUUGGAUCCUGUAGAAAUGCAUUUAGUCGGGCAUCCAGGCAUUCGAGGCUUGCUCCUAAUGUGAGUUUGAGUAAUGGGAAGUUGCUUUGGAGUGAUACAUCAAAGGUCUCGCCUGUCCUCCAGGAACGCAUCCAGAUACAGCUCCAAACGAGGAGGACGCAAUGAGCCCCUGAAGAAAGAUAGGCCCAAGUGGAAAAGUGACUAUCCUAUGACAGAGGGCCAGCUGCGCAGUAAAAGAGAUGAAUUCUGGGACACGGCUCCAGCUUUUGAUGGCCGUAAAGAGAUCUGGGACGCGCUAAAAGCUGCAGCUGUAGCGAUUGAAUGUAACGACCAUGAACUAGCGCAGGCUAUUGUAGAUGGAGCCAGCAUCACACUGCCUCAUGGAUCCCUUAUGGAGUGCUAUGAUGAACUGGGCAACCGCUAUCAGCUCCCUGCAUACUGCUUGGCUCCUCCAGUCAACCUGAUCUCUGAGUGCAACGAUCAUAAUGUGUCUGAAUCCACUGAGCCACCGGAGAAGAAAGAGAAGGAGUUCCAGCUGAAGGUGCGUCUCUCCACCGGAAAAGACCUUCGUCUCAGUGCCACUAUGGCCGAUUCCAUCCGUCAGCUGAAGAAACAGCUUCAAGUUCAGGAAGAUAUUGAUACCAUCAAUCAGCGCUGGUUUUUCUCUGGAAAGCUCCUCACGGAUAAAACACGUUUACAGGACACCAAGAUCCAGAAGGACUUUGUAAUACAGGUCAUUGUUAUUCAGCCCAUUGUUCCCAACUAGUAAACAGACAAAACUGUGAACCAGGACUAAAUAAACUCAAAACUGCUUUUAUGUUUCCACUGUAGCCCACUGAUCAGGUCGGAUUUCUUUUCCAAAUGUGAAGAACAAACAUUUCUUAUAUAAACAUCUUAACUGUAGCAUACUAAAAUGUGUUAUACUAAAUUACAUAUAUUGCCUUCUUGGUUUUAAUAUCCGUAUGUUGUGUGGAUAAUCAUUUCCAUAUUCUAUAUGGUAUCUUUUGCCUUGAUCCUUGAUACAGUCAACUGCUUAGCAGGCAUAGACUACUUUCAAGAGGGUGAAUUUUUCAUAGUGCAAGGAUUUUUCAAUCUUAUUAAGACACUGUUUAAAUGGUUAUUGCAUCAUGAUGCCAUUUUGAUUUUCUUUAAUCUUAGACUGUUCAGAGACUUAUAAAUCUGUCUGUUACAUCUGUUAUCAAAAAAACUUUGGUACUCUGUCCGAUUUUAUUUGCCAGUCAUAAUUUGUGUUCAUAUUCCGAAGCAAUAUGUAUACAUUUUACAUUUGUUUGUAACCAUGCUUUUAUCAAGGUUUGUAAUUUAUUUUAGCACAGUCAGGUUCAUUUUAUGAUUUCUAAUGUAAAUGAAUUUUAAAUGAUUAAAAAUUACAAGGUUUGUUUAUUGACAUUAAAAACUCUAAAUUGUACAAUUAUUUUAUAUUGUAAUAUAUUGUUUCAUUAAGAAACAGAAUUGUAACUAAUUGUGUAUCUGGAGAAAAAACAAUCUCACUGUCAGUAUUUCACAAGUUUUUACUAAAUUUGACUGAUUUUUAUACUGUGGCAAAACAAAUUGAGUUUUUUUUUAAAUUAUUUGUUGAAUUUUCUAUUGAAAAAAAUGUUGGCUGGCUUCAUUUACAAAUUGGCUUUUGUGGCAUGAUGAUUUAUUAUCAGAUUUUUUUUUUCUCUGAUAUGAAUGGAAUUAAAUAGAAAUUUCAAAACACGUCAGUCUGUGUAUCAGUGUAAAUACCAGUGCACGGUUUAUUUUUAAUACAAUGUAUUGAUAAACAACUUAUAAAGAUAUAUUUCUCACUG